AUGGACUCCAGUCUCGAGUUCCUCGGUUCCUUUGACGUUUCUGACUCUCAAGGCACCGUAAUAGCAUCUGCGGAGGAGGUUGACGAGGCACAGGAGGAGGAGUUGUUGUUUUCGGUCCGUUGUCGUACUCGACCAACGCCUGGUACAGAUAACUCUGGGGACGAGGAGGAGGGGAAGGCAGGAGAUGAAGGGGUGAUAGAUGCUCCAGCUCCACCGACAAAGAAAAUGAAGGCUGCCAAGAAGGCUGCUAAGAAGCCCGUUCGUGAGACUAGAGAACUCCCGCCUACGCCCUCGAGAGACAAGCGCCAACGCAAGUCAGUGCGGGAUGCUUAUAAAGGACAUUCCAGGGCGUUACUCCCCAUCCCAAAAAUCAUCGAUGACUACAACCACCACAUGAACGGAGUCGACAUCGCCGACCAGUUACGCAGCUACUAUUCGACUCAGCUCAGGACUUAUCGCGCAUGGGCUCCGAUCUUCUUCUGGUUACUGGAUACAACAAUCAUCAACGCGUACCUCAUCAACAAACUCUUCGGCUCUUUAGUUCAGCCAUCGUCGCCUUCUCCCUCGACACGCAACGCCGGCAGCUCGCAGCAGGCACCAUCCUCGACGGUGUCAUCAGUCUCGACGCCGUAUUCACAAAGUAACAGCGCAUCGCAGAUUUUCGAGGAAACAUCAUUCUUCAACCAGCUCUCGUCGAACGAUUCUCUUUCACGAGAACAACAUCAACAACAGCUGCGUGCGGAUCAAUUGAAUCGGGAAGGCGAAUAUCAAUCGUCCUCGCUCUUUGGGCAGAAUCAAAGUAGAUAUGGCCUCGGGUUCAUUGACAACAACCCGACGUCAUCUCUGAACUACCAUCAUUCAGAACGUGGCAUCAAUCGCGACGAUGAUGACGAUACUGACGGAGAUCAUACGGACAAGGAUGAUGAUGGGUCAAGUCAGGAUGAAUCUGGACCAUUGAGAGAACAGAUCAAGCAACUUCAAUUGGAGGAUGUGCUGGCGUUCUUGCCUGUUGGUGGGGCAUCUGCCUCGGGGAUGCUGCAGAGGCCAGCUGAUUAUGAGUACCAGAGGAGAACCGCCUCAGGAGACAAAAUGCCGUUUCAGCUGGAUGACGAGUUGGCGAAUCUGGAAACCAAGUCUCUUGAGGAGAUAUUGGGGCACGAUGGUGGAGAUGAGGAUGAUGGAGAUAGAGUCAAAGGCAUUCGGUUCAAGGACACUAUGGCGCCCAGUCGAAUGCGGGGGCUUGGUCGUGAAGAUCAGGAUAAGCCCGGAGCGUUCAGGACCCAAUUCUCAAAGUCAAGCGCCCACAACUCUGUCGGUUCAUCAUUCAGUGAUCUAUCGGAUUCUUCUGUUACCCAAUCGGCCAUGGAAGAUGCUUACUUGUCGGGAUACAACAACUCAAAGAUGUAA
Molecule: messenger RNA, 1407 nt
Organism: Linnemannia hyalina
Lineage: Eukaryota; Fungi; Mortierellomycota; Mortierellomycetes; Mortierellales; Mortierellaceae
Source: the annotation of a GenBank genome assembly